Molecule: messenger RNA, 2265 nt
Organism: Trichomycterus rosablanca
Lineage: Eukaryota; Metazoa; Chordata; Actinopteri; Siluriformes; Trichomycteridae
Product: pyruvate dehydrogenase (acetyl-transferring) kinase isozyme 3, mitochondrial-like
Exons: 11
Coding region: 57-1142 (361 amino acids)
Biological process (GO): regulation of glucose metabolic process; protein phosphorylation
Cellular component (GO): mitochondrion
Molecular function (GO): pyruvate dehydrogenase (acetyl-transferring) kinase activity
Source: RefSeq, a predicted model, not a curated record
ACACAACAGCAGGGCAGGAGCGAGGUAGGGACAAUGCAUGUGAAAAAACCUCCUACAUGUUCCUGAGGAAAGAACUGCCAGUGCGUCUGGCUAACACCAUGAGAGAAAUCACUCUGUUGCCUCAUAACCUGCUAAAUCAGCCAUCCGUCCAACUGGUCCAGAGCUGGUACAGUCAGAGCUUUGAGGAGCUGUUAGACUAUGAGAACCGGAGUCCAGAAGAUCCACACACACUUAAUGAUUUCUUAGACAUCCUUUUGAGGAUUCGGAACAGACACAAUGAUGUGGUUCCCACUGUGGCCCAGGGAGUUAUUGAGUACAAGGAGAAGUUUGGCUUUGACCCUUUUAUUAGCAGCAAUGUGCAGUAUUUUCUGGAUCGUUUCUACACAAGCCGAAUCUCCUUUCGCAUGCUCAUCAACCAGCACACUCUCCUCUUCAGUGAUGACAUCAACCAUGCACAUCCCAAGCACAUUGGAGGCAUUGACCCAAACUGCAAUGUGGUUGGGGUAGUACAAGAUGCCUAUGAGACAGCAAAGAUGCUUUGUGAACAGUAUUACAUGAUGGCACCUGAACUAAUAAUACAGGAGAUUAAUGUGAAGAACUCCAACAGGCCCAUUCAGGUGGUCUACGUGCCAUCCCAUUUGUUCCACAUGCUCUUCGAGCUCUUUAAGAAUUCCAUGAGAGCUACAGUGGAGCUUCAUGAAAACAACACAGAAGGACUUCCCCCAGUAAAAGCACUUGUAACUCUGGGACAAGAAGAUCUCUCUAUUAAAAUAAGUGACUGGGGAGGGGGCGUACCUUUAAGAAAGAUUGACCGACUUUUUAACUAUAUGUACUCCACUGCACCUACACCAACACUAAAUGGGUCAGAAAACGCUGCACCACUGGCUGGUUUUGGCUACGGUUUGCCCAUCUCAAGACUAUAUGCACGUUACUUUCAAGGAGACCUUCUCCUCUACUCUAUGGAGGGUGUAGGAACUCAUGCUAUUAUCUAUCUAAAGGCUCUGUCCAGUGAGUCUUAUGAGCGUCUUCCAGUCUACAACCAGUCAGUGUGGAGACAUUAUCAAUUAGGGCCAGAGGCAGAUGACUGGAGCAACCCCAGCAGAGACCCUCAGGAUGCCUCCACAUUCAAAGCCAACACAUAGCAUAUGCUUAUCACAUGCUUAUCACUGAAUACUAUUUGACAUGUGUAGCUGCAAAGUCUUUAUAGGGCUACAAAUGCCUUUUACAGCAUGGUAACACCUAUUUGAGUAAGGUUCUGAGCUAGCAGCAUUUACUUGUUGAAAAUCAGUAUUUAUUAAGUCAACCAAAGGCUUUUCUGAAUGUUUGUAUUGUUGAAAUAUUGAGGAAUAACUCAACUCUGUAGAUUUGUAAAAGGUCAGAUGAUAAGGCUUGAAUGUACAAUAUGUUUACAGAAUUACACUUCUGUGUAAAUGCAGUUGCAAUUGCUGCUAGAGUCAUAAAAAUAAUUGCAUGUUAUUUAGUGACAGACGUUUUUGGAAAAAAGGACUAUCAUUCUCAGUAAAAAAUGACUAUAGAUUCAGAUUAGAUUUGUAAUUAAUUUGUUUUAAAUUAAGAGGGCUGCUCAUGUGAGAAGUCCCAGAAAAUUUCUCAUCACUAAGCAAGUCUAAUCAACAGCUAUAAAACAUGUUUGUUUGUAUAGAAUGUUAUAUCAGUUAUUGAAUGUUAGUUUACAUACCUUAUCCAACCGGAAUUUUAAAACAAAUACAUAAAAAGUGCAUUUGUUGUUUGUUUUUUUAGUUUAGGUAAAAUGUGUUUGCCUUUUUAUGAUUCGGAUGAAUAUAAAAAAGAAUUUGUUCACAUUUACAUUUACGGCAUUUAGAAGACGCUUUUAUCCAAAGCAACUUACAGUUGUGGCAGUAUACAAUCUAAGCAAUUGAGGGUUAAGGGCCUUGCUCAAGGGCCCAACAGUGGAAACCUGUCAGUGGUGGGGCUUGAACAGGCAACCUUUUGAUUAUUAGUCCAGUACUUUACCCACUAGGCUACAUCUGCCUUAUUUAUAAUUAAUUAAUGCAGAAGACAUACAUUUUACCUUUUCCAUGCAUAAAAGUGCCACAAUAAUGCUUGACAUUCAACUUUAUUUUUCAAUGAAUGUGCAGAUACACACAUUUAAUUUAAAUCUGAAAAAAUAAGAAAAUGCUUUUUAAAUGGGUCGAAACAAGAAUGCAUAUACAGUGUUUGUUAUGGGAAAUGAUUCUAAACCUAUUUUGUAAUAUAAAUAAAUAUUGUUAAAUAAAAUUACAGUUA